Molecule: messenger RNA, 1742 nt
Organism: Octopus sinensis (East Asian common octopus)
Lineage: Eukaryota; Metazoa; Mollusca; Cephalopoda; Octopoda; Octopodidae
Exons: 3
Coding region: 651-1601 (316 amino acids)
Source: RefSeq, a predicted model, not a curated record
CCUACCUUCCAGUACCACCACUCUGCGCUACCCACGUGACCUUUGUCACACAAGCUAAUCAACUUUUAGUGGACGAGGAGAAAUAGAAAGAGAGAGAGAGAGACAGACAGACAGAGUGGGUCAAAGAACUUACGACGCUGAAAAAACCACCUUACGUGGUUCUGUGGUGCUCAUUACACCGUGUGUGUGAGUGCGUGAAUAUACCAUAUUAUAUAUACAUAUUAUAUAUACAUAUAUUUUAUACCAACAAAGUUUACUGGAUUUGUGCGUAACACUGAAUAAGGAAUUUUAAUUUUAUUUUCAUCAGAUGUAAUACUACUUGUACUUCACCAGGAGAGAUUUCUAUUGCCGAACAAUUAUCGCGAUACUUUCUGUAACUUCAACAAUUCAAGACGGCAGAGGUUUAUGGAAUUUUAGGCGCGGAGAGCAGACUGGCAGUAAGAAGGGAUAGUCAACAAGGAAUAGAGUCUGCAUCAAACUGUCAUCACAUUCCUUGCGAUGUUUACCUUGAAUUCCCUUCGAAACAUUCGAGCAACAGCGACGAUAGACACGGGAACGCACAGUCUACACGACAGAAAGAAUCGAACAAUACUUGUAAAACAGACGAAAAUGGCCGAAAGAAGCAGGCAUUGUGUACCGAAAAGCAGCAUAUGUUUCAGACAUCACAGAAUAGCAACAGUUCUGUUAUGACAACGGAAAAGAUGCGUCCGCAGCAUCCAAAGACUUUAUCAAUUAUCAAUGAACAUGAGCGUUUCAACGAUGGUCUCUAUAACAAAGCAUGUGACCGAACACCAUCCCCGUGUAUUGCGUUGCCCAAGACACCGGUACUACCAACCAUUUUGGAAGGCGAAAGCACCAACAACACGAAAAAAAAAUCUGUCAACGCCACAAAUAGGGAUAUCACAACAGGGAUUAAUAGCAGUAACGAUAAUAAUAAUAAAACUUCACAUUCCACAAAAAGUAUUAAACCUAUAUCAAUAACAAACAAUGCAAUUAACCAUCAAGUACAGAGCAAGAAGAACGAUGAUAACAAAGGGGAUUCAUUUGAUGACAACGAUAUCAAUGGUGAUACACAUUUGGAACUACCUUACGUGGAUUUUGACAAGUUUUACAAUUUUGGCGACCCAACGAGCCCACCUGGUCUUGAUGGCGUCAAAGCAAUGGCGAACCGCUUAAAAUUGUCUACUAGGAGACAGAGUUAUCAGAAAUGGUGUGAAAAAUAUAUUGGUUCUAGUGGGGUUCCGCGCUUCCCUCCUUUAACUUAUAACGAGGCAACCGAUGGAAAAUUAACCGAUGAUCGGAAAGAAGGAAUAAACAACGCUUUAGGAUGGAUAAAAACAGAAUUGGAGAAAAUGAGAGACGUUGACCACACGUUAGCAACGCAGCUGUUGUCACUUCGUAGCGAGAUACAGAAGUUGAAACUGGAACGAAGCUGCGAAAACCACCAAGAACUUCUCGAAGACGUCAAAGAUGAAUUGAGCGAACGUGAAACGCUCUUGACUGUGUGCGAUAUACCGUACGAUAUGGACGAUGGAAAUCCGCUCAAGCAAAUCGGUCUCACACGAAUGAACAUCAGUAGUCGCCGUUUUUCUACGUGUUGAGGUUUACAUUGCUAUACGGUGAUUUAUUUUCAAGGGGGAGACAAGUGGUUCUAAAUUGACUUUUCGGAAUUUCCAUCAACAUCAUUAUAACCUAUAUAUAUAUAUAAAUGUAUAUAUAUAUAUAUAUAUAUAUAAUAUAUA